CUGGAGCGAAAUCAGGUUCAACAUGUUGGGACGGUUUGGGGACGUUGGUCGAGCGAUUCGCUUGGCGCGAACAGGAUGUGGGAGAUGGAGCGCUUCAUGCAUGUCCACUGCCGCUGACGGACUGCAUCGCGUUGCCAUGGAUCGGCCAGCGACGCUCAAGGAGUUUCAGCUCAAAGGCACGCGGCCAUUUGACUUGCACAUUUAUGCGUCGCUGUCGGCCGACAUUGAGCUUGCGUCGAGCGAAGCCGAUGCAUUCCAGAUUGUAACGCAUCCGAAUGGCAGUGCGAUUCGCGCCUUGGACAGCGUUGGCAAUGCGUCGACUCCACUUCACGUUGAGCUCCGCCUCCCGUCCCAACUCGACUUGAACGUAUCGUUGGUGCACGGAAACGCCACGUUGUACGAGAAGAUCGAGGGCAGCAUGGCUAUUGCUCUGAAUCGCGGCAACAUCUUAGCAGAUAAACUCCGCGGCAAGAACCUACGGCUCGUCUCGAACGACGGGACCAUUUCGAUCAACACGCUCGCUGAAGGCGAGACAGUGACGCUGUCGGCCAAACAAGUUGACUGCAAACGCCUGAUGGCGAAGCGAGCCGAGAUUACGUUGGCCAAAAACGCGACCGAACCGCUCGAUUCGUCGUUUGGAGCUCUCUACACGAACUUGGCUACAAUUCAGAGUGCUGCCUGUGGCAAGCUCACUGUGGGCAACGUCCACGGGUCCCUAGACAUUCGCAGUGACGGGGCGGCGGAGAUUCACGUGGGCAGCGUGAACGGCAGUUUGUUCGUGGAAGACACGGGCGACAGCUGCAACGUAGACGUGCAUUUUGACGCCGUGCAGUCGAACGAAGACUCGUCAAAUCGAGUUGUGUGCGGCGGCGACGUCCAUGUGUCGGUGGCGCCGUCGCUGCCAGUGGCGGUCGAGUUGCAUGGCAGCGAAGUGCAGACGAACGGAUGCGUGUUUGACGGCGAGCUCGAAAUUGAUCAACUGGACGACGACUAUGUGAUUGCGACGGGCCAGCUGCAACCACGCCACGACGAGCCGAGGCAUGGAGGACUUUCUGGCUCUGGGAAGAUCAACUUAGACGGUGCGAAAGCAUCGGCCAUGUCAACGUCGUUCUUCACGACCAGCGCCGUUGCUGACCUCCCCCAGGCGGACCACAACGACAGCCCCAAUGACGUCGAAAGCAUCUUUGUGCACGCUGUGAACGGCAAGGUGGUUCUGAAGCAGUUGUCCUGGAUGGACAACAUUCGUCUCAAACACAAACCGGAGUGACGCACAAGAUAGCGACUCAGUCGAUCACAAUCGCUCGUACUAGAUGUAAUCGAUUCGAUCGAUUGGACUUAUCAACGCUACACCCUCCGUGAAUGC
Messenger RNA from Aphanomyces invadans, 1363 nucleotides. RefSeq lists its product as hypothetical. Lineage: Eukaryota; Oomycota; Saprolegniomycetes; Saprolegniales; Verrucalvaceae. The record is from RefSeq and is a predicted model, not a curated record. Bases 23 to 1267 code for a protein of 414 amino acids. The transcript has 3 exons.